AUGUAUCAUGUAUUCAACUUCUUUUUUUUUUUUUUUUGGAAUUUGAAGGGCCACGGCCCCCUGUUCCAUACUAUUCCUAGUAUUCGACAAGCACACAUUCUGUCACCUCAUAUGCCCAAUGACCUCGUAGGGCAGACCGAAAGACCCGUCGGUCAUGCGCAUCAACGAGGCGUUUUCAGUCACCAUAAGGAUAUCCUCCCGUCGGCAGCAACGCUCCCAGUGCUUAUCUCCGAACGAGAAAUGCCCCCGCUGAGUGUAGACGCGUAUCAUAACGGCGGUUCUAUCCUACAAGCGUUUCUCUAUGGCCUUUACCUUGUCAGCUUCUUCCAAGCGCUCUCGUCUCUCCUCGUGGAUCCCUCAGUAUCUCCGCAUCGCUGGCGGAAGCGUGAACACAUUCGGCGGCUCACGCUUUCGGUGUGCUUACUUUUAUUUCUAAAUGCCACGAUUUCCCUAUGCUUGAGCAUCGUGAGGGCCGUGUAUCUCGCGCAGAACGAGAUCGCAAACUGGUUGCAUGUGCUUCGUGGCGUCAAUAAUACGAUACAGAUCCUCCUCGCGGAUGGAAUAUUGAUCUACCGACUAUGGGUUGUAAGCGCCAUGGAUCGCCGCUUCGUGGCAUUCCCUCUGCUUCUCUGGGUCGCUAGCCUCUGCUCUUCUGCUGCUGCGCUGGCUUCGCAAGCACAAUCAUCACUUUCCCAACCUUCGACAACUUCGACGGUCAUGUAUUACACCUGGGCAACGACCUGGUGCUUGACGGCUGCACUGAAUAUAUACUGCACAUCAUUCAUUGCAUUCAUUGUGUGGAAAGUUAUCAAAACAGCAUCUCGAUUGCGAGCCGGCACCUCUGAGGCCAGCGCAGGCGAAAACCCCACCUUGCUGUCGGUCGUGAUGGUCGUCGUCGAGUCAUGUCUCCUGUACACAAUUGCUUCUAUUAUUGCCUGCAUCAGCACCUUGACAAGAGGCGAUUUUAUUUUCAUCACUGCUCCAGUGAAGGACGCUGGUGGGGACGCCGGUGCUGUUCGGGUGGCUAUGGUGCUUCACGUCGAUGGGGCCCCUCUCAUGCUAGCCCGCUCGUGUUCUCUCAGAGCUCGGCAUGGGUUCCAGGCGGUGGUCUCUGACGGAAUAGCUCCUGGUGCGAAAGGGGGCACACCAAAGCGCUGGUUUGGCUCUAUGGGUGUUUCGAGGAGCGACAUAAAUGAGAAGACAAGGCACGAUGGGCUCUAG
Messenger RNA from Cyclocybe aegerita, 1221 nucleotides. NCBI's taxonomy places the organism in Eukaryota, Fungi, Basidiomycota, Agaricomycetes, Agaricales, Hemipholiotaceae. The record is from the annotation of a GenBank genome assembly.